GAAAGGUUACUCGGAAUCGCCGUUAGGGAACGGAAGCGGAAACGUUUCGUCAUCUGGGCGAAGCGGAAACGCGCGCGCGACUCUUCCUUCCGUCUCUGUUUCGCUCAGAUAGAAAGUUUCUGUUUAGGGAACGUUUGUAAGAGAUUAGGAGAUGAAGACGUCGGUGUAUUCGUCCACCGUCUGGGGGUGGACUCUGGUGUCGAUUUCUAUAAUUUCGGCGGCAUCCGACAAUAUAUGUAAAGGUAGAGAGACUUGCAGUCAGUGCAUUCGGGCUCAUCCCCGAUGCGCCUGGUGCUUGGAACCGAAAGAGAAAGGAGAACACUGCGACUUGUUCGAGGCGAUGAAGACCUGCGAACAUUACUUUCACGUCACAAACAAUCGCACGACGACAAAAAAUCGGGCACUAAACAGCGAUGCCGAGUUAGAGGAGAACGUCGUUCAAGUCAAGCCUCAAGAAGUACUGCUGGAACUCAAACCCAACGAUCCGUACGAACUGUGGAUACAGUACAAACAGGCGGAAAACUAUCCGGUGGAUCUGUACUAUCUGAUGGAUCUGUCGUAUUCCAUGAAGGACGACAAAGAGAAGUUGGUGAACCUGGGAGAUAAAUUGGCCAGGGAAAUGAAGACCAUCACUAAGAAAUUUCAACUGGGAUUCGGCGCCUUUGUUGAGAAAGUGACGUUGCCCUUCGUCAACAUUAUUCCCAACCAGAAAAUAGACUACGCCUUUCCCUACGGAUUCCGAAAUUACUUGCCCCUGAGUCGGAACACGGGCAGGUUUAAAACGGAAGUGCAAAAUUCUCAGAUUUCGGGUAACUACGACGCCCCCGAAGGAGGUUUGGACGCUCUGGUGCAAGCGGUCUCUUGCAAGGACAAGAUCAAAUGGGGGGAAAAUUCCACCAAACUACUGGUGUUUUCUACCGACGCCGGAUACCACUUCGCGGGAGACGGAAAGCUGGCUGGAAUCGUCAAACCCAACGACGGAAACUGUCACCUGGAUGAUCGGGGCAAUUACACCGAAAGUCUGACUCAGGACUACCCUUCGGUCAGCCAGAUCAGGAAUCUUCUGCGGGACAACAAGAUCAACGUCAUCUUCGCCGUCACCAGAGAUCAGAAUGACGUCUACGAAGACUUGGCGCGGGAGUUAGAAUCGGCCACCGUGGGAGUUCUGGAGGACGACUCCUCCAACGUGGUCCAACUCAUCCGCGAUCAAUACGACAAAAUAAGAUCGUCGGUGAAGAUCAGGGACGAUUCCGCCGAUCCCAUCAAAAUCACUUAUUUCUCCUCCUGUCUGGGGAAGACGAAGAAGCAAACGGACUCGUGCGAAAACAUCCCCGUGGGAGGAAGCGUGACUUUCGUGGCCAGGAUCGAGUUGACGUCGUGCCCGGAAAAUGCCAGAGACUGGAAUCGCGUCUUCGAGAUAUUUCCCACACACCUGAACGAAGCGGUAAAGGUCAAAGUGCGGAUGAUCUGCGAAUGCCAGUGCGAAGAACACGAUAAGGAGGAGAGGAAGAGUCCCAAGUGUUCCGGAAACGGUACUUUCGAGUGCGGUAUCUGCAACUGCGAUCCCGGCAGAUACGGAGAGAAGUGCGAAUGUUCUGGAGACGGUACCGAAGGGUACGACCAGAUGGAUACCACCAGGUGUUUCGGAGGCAACGACACGGUGGUGUGUUCCGGAAGGGGAAAGUGCUUCUGCGGAAAGUGCCAGUGUGAAAUGAGAACGGAUCCCGAGGAGAAAGUAAGCGGAAAGUAUUGCGAAUGCGACAACUUUUCUUGCGAUCGGCGCGACAACCUUCUGUGCGGAGGACCGGACAGGGGAAAAUGCGAAUGCGGGCGUUGCGUGUGUAUGCCCGGAUGGAAAGGCGACGUCUGCGACUGUCGAGAUUCCGUCGACACCUGUUUGGAUCCCGUCACCAAGAAAGUUUGUAACGAUCGAGGGGACUGUACCUGCGGCUCAUGCAAGUGCAAAGAGAGCAAAACGGAACGUUACGACGGAGCUUACUGUCAGCAGUGUCUGAUCUGUCCCGGAAGUUGCCAAGCAUACGGACCCUGCGUCCAGUGCAAGAUCUUCGCUUCCGGUCCUCUGGAAGAGAACGAGUGCGCCAACUGCACCGGAAUAUACAGGGAGCUGAAGGACGGAGAAGACGUGUCGUCGAGCCACGAAUGCGCUUUCGACGACGAGAUCGGAUGCAGAUAUUUUUUCUUCUACGAGUUGCAGAACGACUCGCCCGUGGUUAAGGUUAAAAAACGAAAAGAAUGUCCCAAGCCGGUGAACGCUCUGGCCAUAGGACUGGGAGUGGCGGGAGCCAUCGCGGGGCUGGGACUGGCGGCUCUGCUGAUCUGGAAGUUGAUCACCACCGUCCACGACUCCAGGGAAUACGCCAAGUUCCUAAAAGAGAUCCAAGACAAAAAGUGGAACGAAGAGAAAAAUCCUCUGUAUAAAGAAGCCACCUCCACCUUCCACAAUCCCGCCUUCGGCGACGCCACCUGAGCCGCCUCCGACUUCCGGAAGUUUCGUCGGAUCAGGAAACGAGUCCAGAAGGAACCGAGAAUUAAUUAAAGAAAGACCAGGCGUCACUCUCCGAAGACGUUCUUACUAUCUGCUACCGUUUCGCUCCCGAUUUUUCUGGAAGAUUUCUUGUAAAAUCUAAUUGGAUAAAUAAAAUUAUUUAUGCACUUUU
Messenger RNA from Centruroides sculpturatus (bark scorpion), 2678 nucleotides. RefSeq names its product integrin beta-PS-like. The coding region runs from base 152 to 2488 and encodes 778 amino acids. Gene Ontology annotation, cellular component: integrin complex; cell surface; focal adhesion. Lineage: Eukaryota; Metazoa; Arthropoda; Arachnida; Scorpiones; Buthidae. The record is from RefSeq and is a predicted model, not a curated record. Gene Ontology annotation, biological process: cell migration; cell adhesion mediated by integrin; integrin-mediated signaling pathway. Gene Ontology annotation, molecular function: integrin binding. The transcript has 21 exons.